Molecule: messenger RNA, 906 nt
Organism: Neoarius graeffei (lesser salmon catfish)
Lineage: Eukaryota; Metazoa; Chordata; Actinopteri; Siluriformes; Ariidae
Product: low density lipoprotein receptor adapter protein 1
Source: RefSeq, a predicted model, not a curated record
AUGGACGCGUUAAAAUCAGCCGGCAGAGCCAUCAUAAAAAGUCCUGGAGUUCCGCGGCACACAUGGGGAACCGCCAAGCACGAAAAGCUUCCAGAGAACUGGACAGACACGAAGGAGACCCUGCUGGAGGGAAUGGUGUUCAAUGUAAAGUACCUGGGCAUGACGUUGGUUGGUCAACCUAAAGGAGAGGAAAUGGCUGCCGCUGCCAUCCACAGGAUUGUCUCAAUGGCUCGUGCCAGUGCAAAAAAAUUUCGGAAGGUGACCCUCACCGUUUCCCCGAAAGGGAUCAUCAUUACAGACACAGAGACCAGCGAUCUCAUCGAGAAUGUGUCUAUUUACAGAAUCUCCUACUGCACAGCUGAUAAAACUCAGGAUAAAGUCUUUGCCUAUAUCUCACAGAGUGAGUUCAGUGAAACUCUGGAGUGCCACGCCUUCCUCUGCCAAAAGAAGAAAAUUGCCCAGGCAGUCACACUUACAGUAGCACAGGCUUUUAAAGUUGCCUUGGACUUCUGGGAAAUUUCCCAAGAAGAUAAAAGUAAGAAGGCUCGCACAUGCUGUUCCUGUUCAGGCGGUGAUCUUCAUGUGGAAACAAAACCUCACUCUGAUUCAGAGGCUGAGAAAACGCAAGCUGUGUUGGAGUGCAAACUUCCGAAGCCCUUCCUCUCCUCGUCCAUCUUUUCAGUAUCCCCACGCAGCAAGCCUGCCAGAAGACGGCCAGUCAAACACGAUUCCUGGGAUAUGGAAGAAGAAGGCUUCAACACAUUCUCAAGGUAGCAGUAUGGGGGUGGAGGAGACGGACACAGGUAAGUGAGACUGGCAGAUUCCUGCUCCAGAACAGUGUUUAAGGAUGCAGCUGUGAGCCCACUGGAGGAGAACUGACGUCUCAACAGUGAAGAGACCGAUUAA